Messenger RNA from Suillus subalutaceus, 1945 nucleotides. RefSeq lists its product as uncharacterized. NCBI's taxonomy places the organism in Eukaryota, Fungi, Basidiomycota, Agaricomycetes, Boletales, Suillaceae. The coding region runs from base 84 to 1745 and encodes 553 amino acids. The record is from RefSeq and is a predicted model, not a curated record. The transcript has 2 exons.
CGUGUCUCUCAGCUGCCCUUUAACCCUGGGAGGUCUACGGGAAAAUAUCACUGAACUUCUUUGUUCUUCGAUACGUGCCGUCGAUGAACCACGACGAGGCUGGCGUCAGUAGCAACACUCAGGAAGAUUUUGAUCAGAUAACACAACAAAUUCGGGCACUUCAGUCUUCGCAGGACGAGCUGUCCCGUUCGAUCCGCAAUCUACAGGUCCGUGCAGCUCGUAUACAGAAUCAGAAGGCAGCGGUGUCACGUAUCCCCUCUGAUGUCCUCUCGAUGAUAUUUGAGGAGUGCCGUCAGCUCAAUCCACAAUGGUCCGGCGUUCUCUUCAUUCUCCACCAGUCACCCGUUGAGGUACGACUGUCGCAUGUAUCGAGCCAUUGGCGUGAGGUAGCCCUCACCUCACCUUCCCUUUGGUCUUCUAUUCAUUACCCGUUCGCGCAUAAAGAGGAUCCGCUCAUGGAAUAUUUGAAGAGGUCAGAUGGGUCACUUCUCGACGUAUACAUCGGGCCAUGGAGACAGCACCCUCAGAUUGAGCGCGUGUUGACCGAUAUUAUCUUACCACACCUUCCCCGUUUCAGACAAUUGGUUCUUGACGCAGUUUCACGAGAGACUUUGACGUCGCUCCUCACAACGUUUCGUGACGUGUCCGCCCCUGCUUUGACACGGCUGCGAGUGAUGUGCAGAGGACCAAUGUCAACUGCAGGUCCCAUCGCUUCUGCAAAGCUCUUCACCAAGGGAGCCCCUUUGUUAUCCGAUGUUAGGUUCGACAGCGUUGUAGUCAUCCUGCCCAAAACAGAAGCAAAAACGCUCCAUUUUUGCCCGCCGCUAGGGCCACCCUUCCCACUCACACGCGAAAAACUUUUCCGAGCAGUGUCGGCAUUCCCAUCCCUCCGUAGGCUCCAUGUGAAAUCGGCUAUAGAGCUGAAUAUUGCAACCCCUAUUCCGCUUAUCCGCUUGCCCUCAUUGAGGGAGUUAGUGGUGCAUGGCCUCGCCGUGUCAACGGGCAUACGUAUAUUUGAUGUGAUAUCUACGCCAAAUAUCGAGAGCCUCUACCUCGUGGAUAUGAAUUGCUCCGCAAUAUCUGCAAUUCACAGAUUCAUGACACAGUCUUAUCCGGAUGCGUUCCAGUCCUUGCGGGUGCUACGGUAUAUCAGGUGCGAGUUUAGCGAGGACAUGGACAUCCAUUUCCUUCGCGCAACCCCUGGUAUCUCCCAACUGCUCAUACCCGUCGAUAAAACAAAUUACCUGAUGCGUAUGCUCGUGAACAGUGACAAACAAGCGGCCAUUCACGGCUGCGCACCACUGUGGCCGGAAUUACGCACUGUUACCCUGCACACAUCUGGGUACUGCGCGCAGGUGGUUGGCGCGGGUGGUGUCCCUGACGACGAGCCUUCGCCUACGAUGAACCUCCUUCAGGAACUGGUUACAGGGCGAAAGAUGUUGGGCAGACCACUAAGCAAACUCUGCUUUAAAGGACCCAAUGCAGGACCCUUUGCGAACGAGUUCCAUUGGGGGCUCAAUCGAACGAAACAUUUCGUACCUACCGAAGUUGUUUUCUGUCAAAUCCAUGCUUUGUCGCAGGAUGGAGGGCAGGAAUACGACUGGGCCGUUGUCGCUGAGGCAUAUGGUAUGCAGUUGCGGCAGUUUCUUCAGCAGGUUCAAGGCAUACGGCAUCAGCUAGCUACUAUUCUUCCACCUAAUUUUUCGUUCCAGCAGCUACGAAGACGAGUGGACGGGCCAGCGUGAUAGAUAUUCCACGAGAAAAUCUGAUUCAUACCUUUCGCGUACUUAGUCGUCAUCAGGUUCAGGGCAUUACUAUUCAACAUUUAUUCAUGGUCUUUAAGACGUUAUAUUUCGUUCUUCAUAAUUUCGAUUUAGGACGUUCUAGUUCUCGUGCUUCUUUACCCAAUGCCCCUUCAGUGACAAGUUGCCUCAUGUCCUCUUCA